AUGCAUACUGGUCAGUUCGUAUACUUUGAUGCUGAGGGUACAGUUAUUUCCAACAUUGAGGAGAAGAUUGGUGAUCGUGGUACUUGUGCUACUACUGGUGGUGCUUCUGGUAUUGUUGUUGGACAUUCUGAUGAUGGUAGUAAGACUCGUAUUCGUCUACCAUCUGGUGCCCGUAAGACUGUUAGUAGUCAAUGUCGUGCUAUGAUUGGUAUUAUUGCUGGUGGUGGGCGUCUUGAUAAACCUGUUCUUAAGGCUGGUAAUAACUUCCAUAAGUAUCGUGUUAAGAGGAAUUGCUGGCCUAAGGUUAGAGGUGUUGCUAUGAACCCUGUUGAACAUCCUCAUGGUGGUGGAAACCAUCAGCAUGUUGGUCAUCCUACUACUGUACCUCGUGGUGCUCCUGCUGGUCAGAAGGUUGGUCUUAUUGCUGCCAGAAGAACUGGUCUCCUUAGAGGUGGUAAGGCUCUUAAGUAAGGAAUGAUGAUG
This is a messenger RNA of Perkinsus marinus ATCC 50983, 483 nucleotides long. RefSeq names its product 60S ribosomal proteins L8/L2, putative. Gene Ontology annotation, molecular function: RNA binding; structural constituent of ribosome. Gene Ontology annotation, cellular component: cytosolic large ribosomal subunit; ribosome. The transcript has 2 exons. Bases 1 to 471 code for a protein of 156 amino acids. Gene Ontology annotation, biological process: cytoplasmic translation. Lineage: Eukaryota; Perkinsozoa; Perkinsida; Perkinsidae. The record is from RefSeq and is a predicted model, not a curated record.